This is a messenger RNA of Mercurialis annua (annual mercury), 1355 nucleotides long. RefSeq names its product ribosome biogenesis protein BRX1 homolog 2-like. The coding region runs from base 169 to 1125 and encodes 318 amino acids. NCBI's taxonomy places the organism in Eukaryota, Viridiplantae, Streptophyta, Magnoliopsida, Malpighiales, Euphorbiaceae. The record is from RefSeq and is a predicted model, not a curated record. The transcript has 9 exons. Gene Ontology annotation, molecular function: rRNA binding. Gene Ontology annotation, biological process: rRNA processing; ribosomal large subunit assembly. Gene Ontology annotation, cellular component: nucleolus.
CUCUUAAACAAAAGAAUACCAACCCUAAUAACACAAACUCAAAGCACACAGUCUGCUGUGUUUCCCUGCCGCGACUAUUCGUUGCUUCCGCCUCCAACUUCCGUCGCAGCUUAAGCACCGUGCGGUGCUCCUCCGUCUGCGGCAGUCUUCUUGGUUUUCAACUAUAUAAUGGGAAAGAAGAGAAAGCACAGUGAAGCAGAGGCAUUGGCGACAACUAUUGAAAAGAAAGAUGACGCGGCUCCUGAGAGACCUAAGCGAACUCUACUCGGCUGGAAAGACAAAUCGGAAAAGAAAGAAACCGAACCUGAACAGCAGGAGCAGGGUUUUAGAAAUAAAGAAAAGGUUUUGGUGACUUGCUCUCGCCGUAUCAAUUACAGGUAUCGGCACUUGAUGUUGAAUGUAGUGUCACUUUUGCCUCAUUGUAAGAAGGAUAAUAAGGUUGAAUCCAAGGGUAGUAAAGGCACCACUCUUAAUGAAUUGGUUGAGCUCAAGAGCUGUUCUUCCGGUUUAUUCUUCGAGUGUAGGAAACAUAAAGAUCUGUAUUUAUGGAUGGCCAAGUGCCCUAGUGGUCCUUCAGUGAAAUUUAUGGUUAAUGCUGUGCACACAAUGGAAGAACUAAAGCUCACAGGAAAUCAUUUAAAAGCUUCAAGGCCUCUCCUAACUUUCUCUGCUAAUUUUGAUAAAGAUGCUCAUUGGAAACUCUUGAAGGAGAUGCUACUGCAGAUUUUUGGAACACCUAAGGAUCAUCGAAAAUCUAAGCCUUAUCACGAUCAUGUCUUUGUGUUCUCCAUUGUUGACGAUCAUAUUUGGUUCCGUAAUUAUCAGAUAUCUGUUCCUCAUAAUGAAUCAGAUAAAGUGAUCCGAGGAGGCUUGGAAAAGAUGACCCUUGUUGAGGUUGGUCCGAGGUUUUGUUUGAAUCCUAUCAAGAUAUUUGGUGGAAGCUUUGGUGGCCCAACACUCUAUGAGAAUCCAUUCUACAUAUCUCCUAACCAGAUUCGAGCGAUGGAGAAAAGAAAGAAGGCUGGGAAGUUUGAGAAGAAAGUCAAAGCGAAGACGAGAAGGAAAAUGCAUGAGAUGUCAAAUCCUCUGGAACCUGAUGAAUUUGCAGAAAUGUGGAGGGAAUAACUUUUCUUGUGCCAAUUUUGCCUUGUAUGAUCGAUUGAUGAAGUAAGUGAUAUAUGGGGUGUUCUUACCUUCAUGAUUUCAUAAGUCCUUCCCCACUUUGUAUUCCAAUUUAAUUGGAUUUUUUUGGUUUUGUUUCUGAAAACUGGUAGUUAAAUUGGAACUUCUACAAGCAACAAAGUCUGAAUUUUGUAGUUUGGGAUUUCCUUACAAAGAUCUUGUUUCUGAUUCAA